Trematosphaeria pertusa is the source of this 1866-nucleotide messenger RNA. RefSeq lists its product as uncharacterized. The record is from RefSeq and is a predicted model, not a curated record. NCBI's taxonomy places the organism in Eukaryota, Fungi, Ascomycota, Dothideomycetes, Pleosporales, Trematosphaeriaceae. The transcript is spliced from 5 exons. Bases 82 to 1713 code for a protein of 543 amino acids.
CCUUGGCCACUUGUCAAGCUUCACCCACUCUCAACCCCAAUCUUUCAAUCAUGCCGAAUAGGCCAUCAACACUCCCCAGAGAUGCUAACGUGCAUAGCCGCUGGUUGGACGAGCUUACUUAUGCUUGGCGGCCUCCUUCGAUUUGCCAUUUUUGUUCCAUUGGGCAUCUACGACGGCUACGCGCAGAAUCACUGGAAUGUCAUCAAGAAGAACACUCAGCUUCAGGGAGGCCUCUAUAGCCCAUCCAUAGCUGCUGGGGAGAAGAUCGCGGCGAAAUGGGGCCGAUUUGCCUUUUACUGGAGUUUCGCCGCCUGGCUCCCUUCCGUCUUCGUCCCUCCACCCGUCAACAUCAUCUUCGGGAUCAUAGACUUCGUCAUCGCAAUAUUCAUAUCGAUAGCCACUCACCACCAAACCGGCCACGUUCCGCACGACAUCAAACAUUGCAAAGGUUCCGGUGCACAUUCCUUCCAACUACCACCUGGAGCAAAUGAGAGCUUCUUCGAGGCAGCCGCACGACUCAACGCUACCGCCACAAACCCGUUCCACAUGUGCAAGUCCUUCGUACAGGAGUGGAGGUAUGGGAUUGUUAUUUCAAUCUUCUACUCUGCUAUCGCCCUAUUUAGUAUCAUCGCCACCGCCAGCAUCUGCCUCUUCAGCUACAGGGAAGCCCACGGCAUGUCCAAAAGCUUCUUCGAGCUCAUGCUCUACGGCUUCAUCAACCUCCCCAAAUACAUCGGCGCAUUCAUUGUCGCCUUCCUCUACUAUAUCCCAGUCAUAUUCUUCCGCUGCUUACCCAUCUCUGUUAAAUCCAAGGUCCGGCUUGUGCGGAGAUAUGGCGUCAAAGCAGGCCAGGGGCUGGAAGAGAAGGGCGAGAUGCAAAUGCAUGCGCUGAAGAGGAAGAUCGAGAGGAAAGGGGAGACGGAUAAGUACACGGCGAAAGAACUGGGUGAACCAACAAACCUCGGGGAGUUCUUGAGCAUCUACGAUGUGCUGAUCGAGGUUGUCCAGCACCUGCAUUACGUGGACGUCGUCAAUCUCGGUCUAGUAUCCAAGAGCGUCCGCGAAGCCGUCCUCCCAGCAGACGAAUAUGAGCAGCGAAUGACCCACUUCAAGAUGUAUGCAUGCCAUAACAAGGGCAAAAAGCAAUGCUGGGUCUGCAAUAACCAGAUAUGCAGGAGUACCCGCUGUAAAUACUCCCGUGCCCUCAAACAGACUACCCUCUACUUCCAUCUCGACAACUGCCGCCCCUACUGCACACCGUGCUACCUUUCUACCGUCCAUAGCUCCCCCACAUCCCCAUCCACCCUCCCUCCAACCCCGCGAAACCGACACAUGGAUACCCGUAUCUGCCGCUGCGCGCCUGUCACCGCCACACCAAACAUCCUCCAACGCUAUCUCAACUCUACCGCCUACUAUUCUUCACGGCAAACGCAAUUGCCCUAUAUUCCGAGGUCCGUUUGUAGGGAGUGUAAUGUGUUUACGGAUAAGGGGCUGCUCGAGAGGCGGGAGACACGGACAAAGUGGGAAUUGAAGCACGGAGGAAGGAAGGAGGGGUUGAAGUGUAAGGGGUGCGAGAAAAUUCUCGGUGGGGGGCCGAGGUGGUGGGUUUGUAGGGGGUGUAAGAGGGAGUGUAGGAGUUGGGUGCACGGAGCUUGGGGAAGCAGCAAGAGCAAGGGAGGUGAUGUGGAAGUCGUGGGCGAGCAGGCCGUGUGAGCGGUUCCCCGCGUUCGUAUGUCUGAAGCCCGCGCACCACCUCCGGAUACCUGUUCCUAGGCUAGCGUUCCGCAAUAAAGAGAUCACUCCGUUCAUUCCAUUACCCAAGAAAGGUCUGGAAGAUUAGACAAGAUCUCGCUGUAUAAGAUGGAC